AUGAUAUAUGGAUUUAGUAACAAAGAUGGUAUUAAGAAUUUUGUAUCACUUGCAUCUCGUGGAGAAGCACCAUGGUCAUUAAUUGAUGGGCUAUAUCCAUCGAAAAAUUUUACAAGACUUCAUCAUUUGCAUAAUCUUAUGCAAAGUACUUUUGCAUUUCAGAAUAUAGCGCAUGGGCUAUGGAAAGAUCUCGGUUCAAUUUCAUAUUCGAUGGAUCGAAUGAGUAUUACUGAUCAGAAUUUAGUUAUCAUGCAUUUAAAUAAGAUUCCAAAGACACCCUUAUUCGAGACAUAUCAUCAAUAUGUAAUACCUGCGUUGACAAAAAAUCCUAUGGUAGAAUUCAGAACUUAUGUUCAAUCUUUUCAUACAAAACAUAGAUCAAAAAUUAUCAAAUAUAAUGGAUUUAAUCCGAAUUUUGUUCCACAAAAACAUCAUAUUAUCAUAACUAAUAAAUCGAUUUCCGAGUGGGCAUAUCCUGGUUCUAAAAGACAUCGCGCAAUUGUAAACUUAGAAGAAGUUGAAAAGUUCAUAAAACUAACUUAUCCAACUAUAUCUGUUGAAGUAAUUGAAUGGCAUACUAUUCCAUUUAAUAAACAGAUUGAAAAAUUAUUAAAUACAACUAUAUUAAUAACACCAUGUGGUAGUGUAUCAUUGAUAAUACUAAUGCUACCUAAUGGUGCACAUGCGAUAGUAAUGGAUUAUUAUGUUACUAAGACAGCUCAUGGAUAUUUGAAAGGUGAAACCGGUUCAAUGGAGGGUGCUUUGUUAAAUCACAUUGUUCAUGUGAGAAAACAGUAUUAUCAAAUAUAUGGAAAACAAGAUUACGAAUUUGAUUAUCCGGGAGCUACUGAUGCUCGAGAAGCUUCAUCUAUUAUUGUAAAUAUGACGCGUUUACAAUUAUUAUUUGAUAAGGCUUUGGAAGAAAUGGAACCUUAA
Messenger RNA from Adineta steineri, 936 nucleotides. Lineage: Eukaryota; Metazoa; Rotifera; Eurotatoria; Adinetida; Adinetidae. The record is from the annotation of a GenBank genome assembly.